This is a messenger RNA of Funneliformis caledonium, 159 nucleotides long. Lineage: Eukaryota; Fungi; Glomeromycota; Glomeromycetes; Glomerales; Glomeraceae. The record is from the annotation of a GenBank genome assembly.
AUGAAUGAUGAUAGGAUGUUAAGAUGUCCCGGAUUUUACGACGAUGUGGCAAAUUGGAUACAUACUGAUGAAUCCUAUUAUUUAGUUUUCAUGUAUCAUGCAAGAUCCAAACAUCUUUUUAUACAACAAAUAAAGGACUAUUAUGCAUUAUUUCGCUGA